UCCUCCCCUUUAAACCAGCAGUUGUAUGUUGUCUUAAUCGCCGACCACUACUGUGGCCAGCCAGCCAGCCAGCCAGCCAGGCUAGCAGUCUGACCUACGAGCUGCCAGAUAUUGCCUUGCAAACAAUGGUUACAUUUCUGACUUGAAAGUUCAUUAAAAGACGAUAGAUGUUGAAAAAAUGUGGAUUUGAGAUCAGCGGAGAGCCAUCAAUGUGAAGAAAGAGGAUCCAUGGCAAAGUGGCUGAAGGACUACCUGAACUUUGGCAACCGGCGUGAUCCACCGCAGCCCCCAAGGCCCGACUACAGCGAGAGCGAGAUCCUGCGAGCCUACCGAGCCCAAAAGGAGCUGGACUUCGAGGACCCGUACCAGUGCUCAGACAAGGAGCAGCAGAAUGGCGGUUACGACGGUGCCAAAGUGAGCCUACCCCUGUUCCCUGCCUUUGAUUCCACCUUGUCUAAUGGUCCCGAGGUCAAAGUGCUGUCCCCCAAGCACCGACUAAUUAAAGUGGACUCCCAGGAGUUUGGCCAUUGCAAGAGUCCGCUGAGUCCUGUCCCUGUUCAAGAGGAGCCUGUGCUGCCCUCCGCCCCAGUAGCGCCGGACGCCGACACAAACUACUCCGACCCGUUCGACGUGCGCCCAGACCCACGGACCCGGCCCAGCUGGGUACCCAAAGCCUCCCCAUCGGAUUGUUGCAGCUACAUGGAGCCAUUUGAGGCUCAGCAAAUUAUUUCAGAAAUGCAACGUAACAAGUGUACCAGUCGGAGCGUCGGCCAGCUUUACGACAACCCAUACGAGGAGCGAACCCGUCAGCAGGCCCGCGUCGCGCCAACGGCGCCGCAGCAGCAUGCCGCACACAGGCUUGACGCUGGGCUUUCCCCCGUCAGGGAGAGCAGGCUGCCCCAAAACGACGAGCGGCCUGCCGACGAAUACGACCAGCCGUGGGAAUGGAAGAAGGAUAACAUCUCCAAAGCUCUCGCAGUUCAGUUCGAGGGUGCAGAGAGGGAGCGUUCUCGCGUGCAGCCUGAGCAGAGCAGACUCGCUAAGAGCGGCGGCUCGACCACAUCGGUGGACUCCAACAGUCUGGCCUGUGACGCCCUCCCCCUCCUGGGAGAGAGAGUAGACCCCUUUGUGCCGCUAGAAAGACAAGUCUGGUACCAUGGAGCAAUGAGCCGCUCCGAGGCCGAGACUCUGCUGACUCUAUGCAAGGAAAGUUCCUACUUGGUGAGGAACAGCCAGACCUGCCGCAAUGACUACUCUCUGUCACUCAGGAGCUGCAAGGGUUUCAUGCACAUGAAGUUCACUCGCUCCGCUGACGGAUGCUUCAUUCUGGGGGAGAACAGUCCGCCCUUCCCCACCAUCCCGGAGGUUAUCCACUACUACACCACACACAAGCUGCCCAUCCGAGGGGCCGAACACAUGUCCCUGCUGUACCCCGUCAUCGUGCAGACGCUCUGACGUCCGUUGCUACUGAAAACACCACAUUGCUCCGUAUUUACUGUACCAGCUCAGCACCUCUUCCCAAAACACAGGCAGCUACAAUCCAUCCCAGUGCCUCCAGUCUCCUUUUCUAGUCUUUUGGACUUUUACAGCCACUACAAUGUGUCUUUGGCUUUAAUUAACAAGAUAACUUUUUCAAGACCCAAAGUAGAUCCAUUAUGGUGCUUCCCAUCCUGUAGGUAUUAGCAACCCAUGUAGAUGACGUCUUAAAGGCACAGCUGAGGGUUUUUGAGGCCUGUGAAUGUUAUAAAGGAUGCCUGCAGCCGCUCAGGCAAGCAGGACAGCUUUAGUAAUGUGUUGAGUCUUUGUGAUCCUGACCUUUUUUAAAAUACAAAUAGCUUUGUUCUGUUUUAUAAGAUUUGAAAAUAAAAGUUGUUGUUUUUGAAG
Messenger RNA from Doryrhamphus excisus (bluestripe pipefish), 1884 nucleotides. Its product is annotated as SH2 domain-containing adapter protein F-like. The record is from RefSeq and is a predicted model, not a curated record. Lineage: Eukaryota; Metazoa; Chordata; Actinopteri; Syngnathiformes; Syngnathidae. Gene Ontology annotation, molecular function: phosphotyrosine residue binding.